This is a messenger RNA of Paramecium octaurelia, 729 nucleotides long. Lineage: Eukaryota; Ciliophora; Oligohymenophorea; Peniculida; Parameciidae. The record is from the annotation of a GenBank genome assembly.
CUUGAGAACAGUAUGGGGAUGACAGAGUGUAAAGAAUGCAAUUAGGCUUCUGUAGAAGAUCAAUUACCAUAACCUUUUUAAUUAUCAAUAAGAGGAAGAUCUCAUUUAAUUUCUAUUACUUCUUACUAAGGAGAAGUUAAAACAGUAAUUCUACAUUAUGAUUUAAUUUAGUUAUCUAUGGAACCAAACUUAGAGAUUGCUUUUCCACUUACAUAAGAAGAAUUAGUUGAAUAUGAAGAAUAAUUGAAAACCCCAAUUAAGCAAAGAUUAUAAGAACUUGAACCUUUACAAAUCAGACCACUUAAAUCAGUAAACAAAAAAGUUUGUAUGAUAGUAUGAAUAUUCGGAAAGAGCAUAUAAAUUAAAAAAAACAUAAUCAAUAUAUUUAGGAUAAUGGAGCAAUGGCAUACCUCAAGGUUUUGGUAUUUUAAUAAAUCCGAUUGAAAAUUCAUAUUAUGAAGGAUCCAUUUUGGGAGGAAAACCUCAUGGAUUUGGAAGAAAAAUUUAUUCGCAAGGAAACUAUUAUUAAGGUAAACUUAUUGUAUCAUUUUAUAAGGCGAAUUUGAAUAUGGAAAAAUAUCUAAUCAAGGUUUGGUAGUAAUAAGAAAGGAAAAAGAUGAUACAAAAGAAUAAAAUUAAAUCGAUUAUUAACAAUCAAUAAGUCAAAACAUGAAAAUUGAUUCUAUAUAAACAGAAAGAUCAUAAGUAAUGAGUUCAAUAAAAAAAUGA